AUGGACAAACAGGUGCCUCUAUAUCUCGGUGCGUCAAAGGCAGUACUGGACUACGUUAUCUUUUGCCAUCAAGAGGAUAGUCUAUGGCCGCUUGCUGAAGCCACUGUAGUCAAGAAGCGCUUUGAUGAGAUUUUUCAAGUUUCGAAAUAUACAAAGGCUAUAGAGAGUCUCAAGAGUCUGAGAAAAGAAAACAUAUCAGAUAUUAGUCUGGCUCAGAAAGACGUACAAUAUUUGGAGGCAGCCAAGGAAAGAGCAGAAAAGGCUGAGCGAAGAGCGGAUAUGUUAACCAUCCAAAUUGACACAUACAGCACCGAAGCAGAUGCCCUCAAAACCAGAAUGGAGGUUGUGUCUGCUGAAACAAACGAAUUUCUAGAGAGGAAUCAGAAAUUUCAAGAGAAUAUUUAUAAGUUACGUACUGCACGUGAACAACGAGAUCAUACCAACGAAAAUAUCCAGCGUUUGAGUCAAGGUUUAGAGGAGAUGACUGAGGAUGAGGCAGACUUGGAGAAGAUUUUAAACGAUUUUGAGACGAGGGUUAAUGAAAAGAAAAAUGAGAAGGAGACUUUAAGUCAAAAGAUACAUGCAUCUCAGGCAAAGUUGAGUAAUACUCGUCGAAAGUUCAAUGAGAUGAAUCUUAAAGAGGGUCAACUUAGAGCAGAAUUAGAAGCGCAUAAUGUAAGGCUAGCAGAGCGAAAACAGUUUAUUGCUGACAAGAGCAAAGUUCUAAAUCUCAUGGAUAUACAUCGUGAGGCAGUCAAAGACGAAGCGCUCGAUGAUUCACUUGGUGAAGAUAGCUAUAUCGGUAAAUUCGAAAAAAGCCUCGAAAGACAGUUGAACAGAGUGCAGUCUGAGCAGGAGGCCAUGCGUCUCAAGGGAUCAGAAGCAGAAAACGAGAUAUCGAUUAGGAUACAGGAUCUUACCACUCAGAAGCUACGUCUAGAGCAGAAGAAGCUAUCCAAUACUGAAUCAAUUCGAUCAUUUGAAAAGGAAAUUGAAACUCUUCAGACGACUAUCAACAAUAUCAAGAUUGAUGAGGGAACUCUGGAAUUUGAAAAGUCAUCAGUCGAAGGCCUUGUAAAGGGACUUGAGUUGGCUCAGUCGAGGUUCAAUGAACUGGAAGAGAAAGAUGAGCUGUCGAAAAAGAAGGCUGAACUUACAGAAAUAGAGGAAGAGAUUGAGAUUUGUAAUGCUGAUAUUGUUGCAUCUAAUCAAUACGCUGAUGAUCGAGCAAAGUUCAAGUUGUUAAAAGAUGAUCUUGCUAAGAGGAGAGCGGGUCUUACCACGUCAAUGGAAAAACAUAAUACUGAAUUUGAAAGGGUUGUAGGAAGCGCUAUCAAUGCAGAGACCGUUGAAAAUGACUUGAAGAGUGCGAUUAACAGGAUUUCUGCCAAUAUCGAUUCUCAAACGGAGAGCCUUGAAGAGGCUCAAAAAGCGGUUUUGCAAACUCAAGCGUCUAUUGAUCAUGUCACCAAAGAAAUUGCCGACAGGGAAACAGAGGCUAAAGAGCUUAGGGAAGAAGUUCAGGAGAUAUUCAGAAAUCUGGAGUUUGACGAAGAUACAAAUCCAAUCGUCGACUAUGAGGCGAUUAUUUCUGAACUUGACAAGGAUCUUACAGAUGCGAUUCACUCUGUCGAGGGUAGCUCGUUUAUGGCUAGUUAUUUUAAACAGGCCAAACACCAAGCUGAGAGUCAGAAUGUUUGCUUUCUCUGUGAGAGAAGAUUUGAAACUACGCAAGAUCGGAUUCGUUUCAUUGAAAGUGUUGUGGAAAGAGGAGAUAAAAUCCCUGCCCAGGAGACAGAGUUGAAAGAACAGUUUCAAGCGGCACAGGAAAAUCUCGACCGAGCUCAUAAUGCAGGCACAUCAGUCAAACGGGUUAGAUCAAUUGAAUUAUCAGAGAUUCCAAGUAAACGUGAAGAGCUUUCUAAGCUUAGGGAAAAGCUUGACAUUGAGCAAAGCGAGAUGCAGCGUAGAGUUGAACAAACAGAUUUGAUCAAAUCCGAUUUGAAAGAAGUCGAGGGUCUCAGAGCGGUAGCAGGCGAUAUUGCGCGACACUUUGAAGCAAUCAAUACUUUGGAGAGUCAGAUUGAGAGCAUGGAGAGAAGAUUUCCAUCACAGGGAGAGAGAGGCGCUAAGACCAGGGCAGCCAAAGAAAUUCAUGAACUAUUAUCAGAUUUGAAUAACAGAGCAAAGGUAGUGAAAUCUGAUAUCGCACGGUUACAGACAGCACGAGAAACCUCUUUGGCAGAUAUUAACCAGAUGAAGAAUAAUGUUAGCGCCAAACGACUCGAAUUGAGUAAAAUGGAGAGUCAAUUAUCAGAGAAAAUAAAUCAGGAGAAAAGAAUAGUAGAAACCAAGGCCAAAAUUGGUGUAGCACGUGAGGCCAUAAAAGAAGCAAAUGAACAGCUGGAUGAGAUGUUACCUCAAUUACGAGAAAAAGAACAUGAAUUAUCUAAAGCCAAAUUGGAAUCCGCAGCAGCAGAGAAAGAACUGAGCAACAAGUAUAAUUUGGUGUAUCAGAUUAGUAAUGAGCUCGGACGGAUGAGCAAGGCAAUCAUUGAGUACACUGCUAAAGGUGGUCGAGAGAAGUUGGAAGAAUGCCAGGCCAGCGUGAAGCAGUUUAGUGGUGAUGUUGAAACUGUCGAGAAGGAUAUAUCUGAGUUGAAUGGCUUGCUUAAUGAAAAGGAAAGAGAACUUCUAGAUAUGAAAGGAUUCGAGAGAAAGGUCCAGGAUAAUUUGGAAGUUCGUCGACUAAAUCAGAAGUUGCUGGAGUUGGAGGUAUUAAUUACAGAGCUUGAGAGUCAUGAUGCGGAACGAAAUAAAGAAAAAUACGAAAAAGAGAUGACACGGUUGAGAAAUGAAUAUUCACAACUCAACUCCAAGUAUUCUAGUAUAAUUGGUGAGAUCAAGCAGUUGGACGAUCAACUGAAGAUAAUAAACGACGAACUAGCGACUGAAUUCUUAGACGUUAAAGAAAACUAUCGAAAGGCUAUUAUUAAACUAGAAACUAGAAAAGUGGCGAAUGAAGAUCUGGCCAAGUAUAGCAAAGCUAUGGAUAGCGCGAUUAUGCAGUAUCACAGCGAAAAGAUGAAGGAAAUUAAUGCCAUCAUUGAUGAACUGUGGAAAAAGACAUACACCGGUACGGAUGUAGACACAAUCAUGAUAAGAUCGGAUCAUGAAAGUUCAAGAGGCAAUCGAACUUAUAACUAUCGGGUUUCGAUGAUCAAGGAUGACGCAGAGCUGGAUAUGAGGGGUCGAUGUAGUGCGGGCCAAAAGGUGUUGGCGUGUAUUAUAGUACGCUUGGCUUUAGCAGAAUGUUUUGGUAAAAAGUGUGGUAUUAUUACGCUUGACGAGCCUACUACGAAUCUUGAUGAAAGAAAUUGCGAGGCCCUGGCACGGAGUCUCGGACAGAUUAUAGAAUCAAGACGAAACCAGUCCAACUUCCAGCUUAUUGUUAUUACUCAUGACCAGAAUUUUAUUGCUCACAUGAAUGCUUCAGCGUAUGUGGACAAGUAUUUCCAGGUGAGUCGUAAUGCGACCCAGGGUUCUAAAAUUGACUGUCUACCAAUCAGCCAGAUUCUUGUUAGGUAA
Molecule: messenger RNA, 3588 nt
Organism: Sugiyamaella lignohabitans
Lineage: Eukaryota; Fungi; Ascomycota; Dipodascomycetes; Dipodascales; Trichomonascaceae
Gene: RAD50
Product: MRX complex DNA-binding subunit
Exons: 1
Coding region: 1-3588 (1195 amino acids)
Biological process (GO): telomere maintenance via telomerase; chromosome organization involved in meiotic cell cycle; telomere maintenance via recombination
Cellular component (GO): Mre11 complex; condensed nuclear chromosome
Molecular function (GO): single-stranded telomeric DNA binding; double-stranded telomeric DNA binding; G-quadruplex DNA binding
Source: RefSeq, a predicted model, not a curated record